Messenger RNA from Ceratitis capitata (Mediterranean fruit fly), 928 nucleotides. RefSeq names its product trigger factor-like. The record is from RefSeq and is a predicted model, not a curated record. The coding region runs from base 89 to 565 and encodes 158 amino acids. The transcript is spliced from 2 exons. NCBI's taxonomy places the organism in Eukaryota, Metazoa, Arthropoda, Insecta, Diptera, Tephritidae.
GCGGAAUCGUGAGAGUAUCAUAUAACACGGGAGCGAGCUGCCCCAUCAGCCGAUCGGUGCAGCGAUAACAACAACCGUAACAUCAAUAAUGGAUACUCGCACUGACACAAAAGUACCUACUACAACAUUGACAACAACCGAGCCGGAUUCGGCAAAAUAUACGAGUACAUGGUCCCGUUAUCUGAAUAUGGCAACACAAACGCCACCAACACAACGUCAUCAAAGGCCCAGCAUGCAAGUGGAUAGCGCUGAAGAUGGCGAUGAUGAUGAUGACGGCGAUGAUGAUGAUGAUGAUGAUGAUGAUGAUGGUGAGGAAGAAGCGCUUGACAGUGUUGGCAGGCUUGAUGAGCAUGAGCAUGAGCAUGACAUUUUAAUUAACUCUGAAGCAGAAGCCGAGACCACCACACACAUCGUUGGUGGUGGUCGUCGUGUUGCUGGCGCUGCCAAUGACGGUGACGGUAAUGAUGCCGCUGGCAGUUGUAGGCCACAUGCUUCGACAUCGGAUGCGGCUAAAGCGGCUCGAGAUCGGCACGCUGAUCGGGCAGCCAAGUAUUCAUCGAUUUGAGAAUUUCUUGUGAAAACAGAUUAGAGCUUAAAUUUGGUAUAAGUUUUUGAGGCGUGACAGGUGUUGGGAAAUGGGCAUUUGCAGGUUGGUAUAUUUUGUAGGUAAUACUUAGUGUAUAUAUAUAUAUAUAUGUACGUAUGUAUAUCUUUGUACGUAUUCGUGGGAUUUGAUAUUAGAAACUUUAAGAUACUUACAUUCAAAUGCCAAUUAUGGGUUUUAUACACAUACAACUGCAGUAGUGGUCACAUGCAUUUUUUAUGUAUCAACAUUAUGUAGCUUUUAGAGGGUCAUAAUUCAUACAUAUACAGUAUUUUCACAUACGCACAAAAAUUUAUUUAAACAUUUCGGUUUAAUAUCUAACAA